AGGGGCCGGGCCAGCCGCGGGGAGCGGCCCGCCCGCUCGGGCCCGGAGUCUCGGCCGUGCCGGCGCUGCCGCCGAGCGCAGCGUUGCUUCCUCCUUCCCGUCCCUUUCCUUCGCCGGGGCCGGCGCCAUGGCCGGGGGCGCUGGGCCUGCCGCUCCCUGACACCCGCCCGCCCGCGGAGGCUGCUGCGAGCGGGGCUCCUCCGGGCAUCGGAAGGGAAAGUGAAGAAUUGCCCUUGCCCCGGGCCGAGCUGCCCCGUUCUCCUGGAGCCCGGGAAGGAAGGACUGCGAAGGGAACCUCUGGACGUUUCAUGUUUCGUCAGCCCGGCAGAAUUUUGGCUUUGAUUCCGUCUUGUUCGUACCUGUUCCUGGAGAAGAGGCACCGUCCCGCCAUGUCUCGCUACAGCCUCCACAACCUUCUGGACUGGAUGUAUGGGGGGGUGGACCCCAGCUUUGCCGGCAAUGGAGGGCCGGAAUGCGCUGCCUUUCUCUCGGGGAAGCAGCGCUUGCUGGAGAGUUUGGUCUUCCUCAGCGUAGGCAUCGUGGAGAUCCUGCUGUCCUUGGGGAAGCUCAGGCAUCUGCACCUCAGGGAGCUGGAGAAUCUGCUGCAGCAGCCCCAGACUAAGCAGGAGAGUUUGGGCAAGAACGUGCUGCUGGUGCUGCUCUGCCUCAUCUUUGGGCUGGAGGUGGGGUUCAAGUUUGCCACCAGGACUGUCAUUUACCUCCUGAAUCCCUGCCAUGUGGUCACCAUGAUGCAGAUUUUUCUUCUCGCCUGUCCCCCAUGUCGGACUGCAAUGAUUCUCUUCAGGUUGCAGAUGCAUAUGCUGAACGGGGCCCUGUUGGCAUUGCUGUUUCCUGUUGUUAAUACACGCCUGCUCCCAUUUGAAAUGGAAAUUUAUUAUAUCCAACAUGUGAUGCUUUACGUUGUGCCCAUCUAUCUGCUGCAGAAAGGAGGUAUCUACACUCCAGAGCCACUCUGCAAUUUCUGGUGGGCUCUUUUAUCCACGGGGUUUAUGUUUGUGUAUCACUUUAGCAUCUUGCAGAUUCUGGGACUGGUUACAGAAGUGAAUUUGAACAACAUGUUGUGCCCGGCCGUCUCAGAUCCUUUUUACGGGCCCUGGUAUCGAAUCUGGGCAUGUGGACAUCAGACACUCAUGACCAUGACCCACGGGAAGCUUGUAAUCCUGCUGUUUUACAGUGCUGUCCCCAUCUUUAAAUGUAGCAUGGACUUGCUCAGACUCCCAGCUAAGAAAAUAGACUGAAAUCUCUCCCCGUGGAGUCGCACGUGCAGGAAGCAGAGACACCUAUACUGGAACACCAGGAGGAGGGAUGAGAGGACAACGGCUUUAUACUUCUCCCCACAGUUUAUUGCCUCAGAAACACCUUUGUAAUCAAGUGAGGGGUUUUUUUACCUACUGUUUCUCACUGCCUAUUGCCAAUGGCAAAAUUAGUGGCCUUAUUCUGGGAAAGGUUUGUGUUUUAUACAUUUUGUAUAGAUUACAGUAGAAUCUUGCUAAGCCACCAUUUCAAAUUAGGCCAGGACCUGUCCACAUUCCAGCCAAGAGAGUGGCAGUGCUACCUUGUUUUGACUUAUUUUCCAUUAAAUAGAAGUACAGUUAUAUCAUGGGUAGGAAAUAAUGCUGCAUUGCAGCACUCCACUGAUGUGAACAAACACAUGUUGAACCACAUCAUCCUGGAUUAACUCUUAGAACCUGAAUAUUCCAAAACAGCCACAGGAAACAAUGUUAAUCUCCCAGUUGUAAGUGCAAAGGAGUGAGGUUCUACUGUACUUUCUUUAAGCUGGUUGAAAAUGUUGGGGAACAAUAACUCAUUCAAACAAUACUUUCUUUUUUGGUUUGUUUUUUUAAAUCAGCUACUUAAUUCUUAAGUUGCUGUGGAUAAAUAUCCAUCUAGUGAAGUCCCAUCAUAUCUUGAUGCUUUGGAGAUGCUUUUAUUUGGGUGAAUGGAAAAAAAUCAUGUUGAAAUAAUUUCAAAAGACCAUGUUAUGUAUAAGCCAUGAUAAGAUAUUGCAUCCACUCUUCGGUCCAGACUUUGAACAAAAUUUUUUUUCACUUAGCUUAAAUUGGAGGAGUGGAGAUACAAAGUCCAUUGUAAAGAUCAGAGUUCUCUUUUUUUUUUUUUUUUUUUUUUUUUUUUACUUAGUAGCUUUUGAAACAUUCCUGCUCUGUCUACACUGCUCCUCGCUGAGCAGACUGGUUAAAAAAGGAACAAAUUGAAACUGUUCUCUCCCUACAGCUCUUUUACAUUUUGUGUACCGAUUUCAAAAUACAGGUACAAACAGGAAUGUCAAAUCAGUGCAGGCCUCUACUGAAAAGAACAUGUUCCAGUUUACUGGUAGGAAUAAAUCUGUCACCAUGUCUUUUGGAGAACAGGAUGUAGAUGGGCAGAAUGAUAAACAGUGAAGUGUGUACCUGUUCAGAUUUUGCAAGGCUAGAGGAGAAGCUGUUGGGCAGAAAGAUGGGAAAUCCUGAGUGUGUUCUUCCAGAACUGUGAGUCUCUCACAGGCUGCUGGGUUUCGGGGCUGCAGGUUUUUGUUGCACAGAAGUUUGUUGCAAUUUAUAGAUUCAUUGUGUUAUCAAAGCUGUGACUUGUAAGAUAAACCAAAACCAUCAUACCUCCUUCAGCUGGAUCACCUGAAGGGAUGUUCUGAAGUUAGGGUACAGUCAUUUAUACCUCAGGAGGGAAAAGUAAGAACAAGAAGUGGUUGAUUUUGGGUUUUUUGUCUGUUUGUUUUCCUUAAAAAAGAAAAAUUUUCAUUGGCGAGGGAAGAAGUGGCUACUUCAAAUAUUUUUAUUCUGUAUGAUUAAAAAAAGUACACCUCAAUCAGAAAUAUAUUGUCCCACAUUCUGAUUUACAGACUAGUUUCUGGUUUUCUUCCAUGCCUUGCCCUGUGUAUGUGUACAUAUAUAUAUAUGUACAUACAUACAAAAGAAUAGAUAUAUGUAUGCUUACAAUUUGAGAACAUGCAGCAUAUACCUGAACUAUCCCUCAGGCAUAUACAGCUGGUGUGAGUUACACAGACUGUGUGGCUCCUCGUGUUUUUAAUUAGAAUUCAACUCAGAAGACAAGCACCUGAUUUAACACAGAGUUCACUGUCAGUCAGUGUUGGUACCUGAUGAAUUCCACUGCAGACUCUCCCUGCUGCCUCAGGAAAGCUGGGAAUAUCUUCCUGAAGCAUUUGUGGAGCGGGGCAUAAAGAAAGAAUGUGUUGGCAUUGAAGGCCUGAAUCCAUCUGUGGAAGACCACUGGAUGAGCUGCUGAAGGGAUGGAAGUUCUUGCUGGUUGUUUCAGCAGAUUCAGUCUUUUGUGAUGAAACACAGGACAUUGCUGGGAGAUGCCAAUGCUGGAUGCUAAAGCCUGUCCCUUAUUAAUAUACUCCAUCCCCUGUGCAGUGCUGAGCAAAAUAGUAAUUCUUCCCAACCUGUAGCUACUGUCAACUACCAAUCAUGGUUUAUUUUACUUCAGAAUUUGGCAAAAUGCCUUAUGUUGGAUUCGAUUCUGUUUAGAAGGAAUAUUUGGUAUUACAAUAGAAUGAUUUUAGCCAAAUUUUGCCAAAUACUAUUUAGCAUUAUUAUUUGCUUAACUUAAAGUUUUUUGUUUUUUAAAAAAAUCUUUCCUGUUUUUUGAAGAAUCUUUCCUUUUUUUCCGCUCAGAAUAUUGUAGUUACUAGAAACAUUUCUAUAGGUAGCAGUCUUUUAUUUUUUUUUCUUUUUUAAACUAUAGCAUUUCCUAUUUAUAGUCAUAUGCUUCAGGGCAUUCCAAACAAGUAUAAACCAGCUGCUGUUUGCCACCAUUGACUGCCUCUGGUCAAUUAAAACUGCAGGAGCAUUUAAAUGAGCUCAGGUGUCUCACUCAGUGCAGGCUCUUAGCUUGGAAUGCAAAAUUUGUGAGCUCUUCUGGCUGACUUAAAAUUCAGUAGGAGGAAUGGCAGAGCUGACAUGAGGGAAAUCCCUGGGCAGUGUGGCUGAAGGGAUUCCUGGGGCAGUUGUACCUCUUGCACCACUGGCUGUGACAGCAGAGCCACUGAGUGGUCACUGCUGCCCUCCUUCCCACCCUGGAUCAGAGCUGGCUGGUGGUCUCUGGGCUGACUUGUGCUUUUCCCUGUUAUGCUGG
Neopelma chrysocephalum (saffron-crested tyrant-manakin) is the source of this 4131-nucleotide messenger RNA. It is a transcript of the gene TMEM164, whose product is annotated as transmembrane protein 164. The transcript has 7 exons. NCBI's taxonomy places the organism in Eukaryota, Metazoa, Chordata, Aves, Passeriformes, Pipridae. The record is from RefSeq and is a predicted model, not a curated record. Bases 309 to 1259 code for a protein of 316 amino acids.